Conger conger (European conger) is the source of this 1999-nucleotide messenger RNA. RefSeq names its product Ras-related and estrogen-regulated growth inhibitor-like protein. Gene Ontology annotation, molecular function: GTP binding; GTPase activity. Bases 78 to 707 code for a protein of 209 amino acids. The record is from RefSeq and is a predicted model, not a curated record. NCBI's taxonomy places the organism in Eukaryota, Metazoa, Chordata, Actinopteri, Anguilliformes, Congridae. The transcript has 4 exons.
AAGGUGGAGUGUGUCCCAAUCUGUUGGACUUGUCAGUGGAACUGAAACAUUCGAACCUUGCCGAAUUUACAACAGCAAUGACUGGACCUAAUUCUUUGAAAAUGGAUGUAAACGUAGUUAUGUUGGGGACAGAUAACGUUGGCAAAUCUGCGCUUACGGUCCGUUUCCUGACCAGGAGAUUUAUUGGGGAAUACGGAGAUAUCGAAUCCAUCUACAGUCAUAAUGUUAUUGUGGACGGAAAAGAGAUUGCCUUCGGUAUCUGGGACUCACCAUAUUCGCAGGAGAGGCUAAGUGAGAGCUCGGCACAGGAGAAGCAGUUGCAGUGGGCCGACGGCUUCGUCCUGGUGUACAGCAUCUGCGACCGCGCCAGCUUCAACGCCGUGGCUAAGCUGGUCCAGCGCGUGAGGGCCAGCAGGGACUGUGCGGGGGCCGAGAAGGCGGCCAUCGUGAUCGUGGGCAACAAGCGCGACCUGCACCACCGCCGCACGGUGACCAGCGAGGAGGGCCGGCUGCUGGCCCUCACCACGGACUGCCAGUUCUACGAGGUGUCGGCGGCCGAGAACUACCACGGAGUUCUGAUGGUCUUCCACGGCCUGGCGGACCGGAUCCGGGAGGCCCGGUCGGCCGCCAAGAAGCUGGCGGGCAUCAAGGGCAUCGUGAAGAGCAUGUCAGCCGUGUUCGCCCGCAAACGGACCGACUCGCUGUGAGAGCCCCGUGGCCACGAGGAGGAGGGGGAAGACCCACACGCACACACACACACGUAAAACACACACGGUCGCCCACGUGUAAGUGAGGGGCCGAGUCUGGCCCGAUUUGAGUCGGUCUCACUCUCGCUCCGGAGUGACGUUGUGGUCCUGGUUUUCGUCGCUGGAGACCGAAACCAACGAGAGGGGGAAGGGUGUGGCCGUUUCCGCAAUCCGGGAGGAAGGCCUAGAUGGGGGACGAAGAAUGUCCCCCCCCCCCCCCCACCCCCAGUUCUUGGUAACUGUUGAUUAACAGAACUCUGGCUGUAAAAAAGGUGACAAGGGAGUUUUUUGAAGUUAUUGAUAGUGAGUCAAUGAAAUUGCUGCCAAGCUAUUGGCUUCUGCACUCUAUGAAUUAUGAUGGACAGCACUGUGACAACAGCCUGAACAAUACGUUAUCGCCCGCUCUGUUUUGAGGUAAAUGCCAGUUAACAGCACACAAAAUAUCAACCUGUAUGACAUUAAAAGCUGCUUCACUACAGCGGCGUAGUAGCCUGCUAAACAUUCUGAAAACCACCAAACCAGCAAAGUCCAAGGAGAGGACCAACACUUGAACUUGAGAACGGAAUUUGCAGAAUAAAUGAGAACUUUGAAAGGGAUAUCGGUUAGCUGCUGAAAUGCGGACUCAAAAGGGCCCAUAAAUGUUGACAAACGACCCCCCCCCCCGGGCCCUUGUGCUUCGGGGUCAGAGCUUUCGGGAGUGUAGCCGCAUUCCUCCACAUGCCUCCGGCCCCCACACGGCGAAGACGUGGAGUCCGUCGCAGGCCACGUGCAGACAACCGCCGGCCCGGCGCUUCUCACCUCUCCGCGCUGACGCGUUCUGUCUUUAUUUAGUUUUCAGACGCUGCCGAGUCUCCCACUAACUGUCAGGAGAAAAGCCUGCAUCUCGCUGCGUCUCUCUCCGGUAGUUUAGCAGCACAGAGGACCUGUAUACCGUACAAAGACUUCCUACAGAUUGUUUCCGCUCUUUGCCACGCAUCCCAAUAGCGUGCAAAUGGACUAAUAUAUAAUUAUUCACGAGACUAGUACACCGUGGAGUUUUGACAUCUUUUUCAUUUAUGGCUGUGUAAACUUUGGACACCUGAAAAUGAACAAUUUUCUUUAUUAGUCACUAUUGUGAUAGGGGUAAAGGCAGCUUUUUAAAGCAUACAGUAUGAAUGUCUAUAUGCUGUAUAUACUGUACAAAUGUAAAUAAAUAUUGGCAAUAUCCUAAUUUAAAUGUCAUGUCAUUGAAUAAAUUGGUGUGGAGUAAUGCA